Molecule: messenger RNA, 1297 nt
Organism: Meleagris gallopavo (turkey)
Lineage: Eukaryota; Metazoa; Chordata; Aves; Galliformes; Phasianidae
Gene: CZIB
Product: CXXC motif containing zinc binding protein
Molecular function (GO): zinc ion binding
Source: RefSeq, a predicted model, not a curated record
CCAUCUUGGCUGUGGGCAGCUCGGCUUCAGGUCGGCAGUGAGCAGCGACCGCCAUCUUGACUGAGGGCAAAAGCGCACGGCCGGGAAGGUGCCAUGGGGAGGAUCGGGCUGCAGCUUCGCGCCACGUUGGAGAACAUCACCCGGCUGCGGGCCGAGGGAGAGGACUUCCGCUGGUACCUCAAGCUGAAAUGCGGGAACUGUGGUGAGGUCUCUGAAAAAUGGCAGUACCUCCGGUUGAUGGACAGCGCUCCUCUGAAAGGAGGCAGAGGAAGUGCCACUAUGGUGCAGAAAUGCAAGCUGUGCUCCAGAGAGAACUCCAUUGAUAUUUUAAGUCAGACAAUCAAGCCAUAUAAUGCUGAAGACAGUGAGAAAUUCAAGACAAUAGUGGAGUUUGAAUGCCGAGGUUUGGAACCAGUUGACUUUCAACCACAGCUUAUUCUUAAACUUACUGCAAAUAUGUUUGCAGGCAGGAUUUGCUGCUGAAGGUGCAGAGUCUGGCACACCUUUCAAUGACAUAAACUUGUUAGAAAAGGAUUGGAAUGACUAUGAUGAAAAAACAAAGGAAUCUGUUGGAAUCUAUGAAGUUACUCAUAAAUUUAUUAAAUGCUGAUGUUCACACUGCUAACAAACCUCGGCAUGCUUAUUAAUGAGGGAGCUGAAGACAUCAGAGAGCUUCACUGGCGUUAUUGUUCACGUCUGAACUUCACAAAUAGAAACCUAAGUAAAAUGCAUUUACUGCCUGUGGAAUGUCUAAUAAAAGAUUUUUCACAGAGAGCUUUGAGAUGGUCUUAGUACACACUUAAAGUUACAUAUAUGCCUAGCUGAUUUCAAAUGUUUUCUUAAUGAGUUUUUUGGGAAUACAUAUGGUUGAGAUGGACUGCUGCUUAGAAUAUUUAGAUGACUCAUUGCCUUGAAGCUUUAAAUAAGUUUAAUUAAUCUCCAAGAAAUACCCACAUUCCAUUCUCUAGCAAAUAAGGUCUUUUCACCACUACACCUAGAAGAUGGCUAAGAGUGUUGGUAAAGAGAGCGUGCUAACUGCUGAAGCAAAGAUGUACAUACUGGACUGUCAGAAAGCUAUAAAAGACACAGAAGUGACUUCUGAAAAUACUUAAUAAGCUUAACUGCUAUUGGCAGUUAUACCUGUUACUCUUUCUGAAAAUAAAGUUACCCUCCUGAAUACAUUAUCAGGUAAAGUAAUUUCUAGUUGCAGACACUUUCUACUUCUUGGCAAGCACUCUCACAGUCUUGCACAUUGUUGCCAUGUUUAAAAAAUAAAUACUUUCUCUUGUUAACUUCA